UCCUUCUUCUGCCAUUACUCUGAGCUCCACCGUGCUCCGCCACUUCACCGCUCUCCAUUCCGGCGCCGGUUUAUUUGUUCAGUGAUAUAGGGGCGACACAUGUGAGAUUGACCAAAUAUGUCCCUUUCAUACAAUACUUUCUCCCAAGUCCUUACCCCAGUACCUCCCUCUCAUCGUUUCCUAUUUCCGGCCAAAAUCCCAAACUACUACAAGCUCCCCGGAUUUCACCGACGCCUUCUGCUAACGGUAGCCGUUAGAGCCAAGCCGAAAGAUCUUAUCUUAGGUAACCCAACGGUUACAGUUGAGAAAGGAAAGUACAGCUAUGACGUUGAAACCCUAAUCAACAAGCUUUCAAGCCUUCCGCCACGUGGUAGUAUUGCCCGGUGCUUGGAUACUUUCAAAAACAAGCUUUCUCUCUCUGACUUCUCCCUAGUGUUCAAGGAAUUUGCUGCCCGUGGGGACUGGCAGCGUUCCCUUCGCCUCUUCAAGUAUAUGCAGCGCCAGAUAUGGUGUAAGCCUAAUGAACAUAUUUACACACUAAUGAUUGGAAUUUUAGGCCGUGAGGGCCUUCUUGAUAAAGCCUUUGAGAUAUUUGAUGAAAUGUCUACUCAUAGUGUGGCACGAACGGUAUUCUCUUACACUGCUAUUAUUAAUGCUUAUGGCCGCAAUGGGCAAUACGAAACUUCUCUUCAACUCCUUGAAAAAAUGAAACAAGAAAAUAUAGUUCCUAGUAUUUUGACUUAUAAUACAGUUAUUAACUCUUGUGCUCGAGGUGGGUAUGAAUGGGAGGGUUUAUUAGGUCUAUUUGCUGAAAUGCGACAUGAGGGUAUUCAACCGGAUUUAGUUACGUACAAUACUUUGCUUAGUGCUUGUUCAAGUAGAGAAUUAGAAGAUGAGGCAGAGAUGGUUUUUAGGACGAUGAACGAGGCUGGGGUUUUGCCUGAUGUAACUACAUACAGUUAUUUGGUGGAGACUUUUGGGAAACUGGGGAAAUUGGAAAAGGUCUCAGAAUUGCUCAUGGAAAUGGAGGCUGGAGGUACAUCGCCCGAGGUUACCUCGUAUAAUGUCUUAUUGGAGGCUUAUGCACAUUUGGGGUCUAUGAAAGAGGCUAUGGAUGUAUUUAGGCAAAUGCAGGCAGCUGGAUGUGUGGCUAAUGCAGAGACUUAUAGUAUUCUGUUGAAUUUAUAUGGGAAAAAUGGGAGAUAUGAUCAGGUUAGGGAGCUUUUCCUUGAGAUGAAAACGAGUAAUACAGAGCCAGAUGCGGAUACAUACAAUAUUCUCAUUCAGGUCUUUGGUGAAGGUGGUUACUUUAAGGAGGUGGUAACAUUGUUCCAUGAUAUGGUUGAAGAGAAGGUAGAACCAAAUAUGGAGACUUAUGAAGGGUUGAUAUAUGCCUGUGGAAAGGGAGGGCUUCACGAAGAUGCAAAGAGGAUUCUGCUACAUAUGAAUGGACAAGGCCUGGUGCCUAGCUCUAAAGUGUAUACUGCUGUAAUUGAAGCUUAUGGACAGGCGGCGCUGUAUGAGGAAGCAGUUGUCGCCUUUAAUACGAUGAAUGAGGUAGGAAGCAGGCCAAUGGUGGAGACUUUCAAUUCUCUGAUCCAUACAUUUGCUAAAGGGGGACUUUACAAAGAAUCUGAAGCAAUAUGGUUUAGAAUGGGUGAGGUUGGAGUUCCCCGGAAUAGGGACUCUUUUAAUGGUUUGAUUGAAGGUUAUAGACAGGGAGGUCAGUUCGAAGAAGCUAUAAAAGCUUAUGUUGAGAUGGAAAAGGCAAGAUGUGAUCCAGAUGAGCGAACGCUUGAGGCAGUUUUGAGUGUUUAUUGCUUUGCAGGCCUAGUUGACGAAAGUGAGGAGCAGUUUCAGGAAAUUAAAUCACUGGGCAUUCAGCCUAGCAUCAUUUGCUGCUGUAUGAUGCUGGCAAUUUACUCAAAAAGUGAGAGGUGGGAUAUGGCCCGUGAAUUAUUGAAUGACGUGAUGACAAACAAGACUUCCGAUAUGCACCAAAUUAUUGGCCGAAUGAUUCACGGAGAUUUUGAUGAUGAAAAUAAUUGGCAGAUGGUUGAAUAUGUCUUUGACAAACUCAAGUCAGAAGGAUGUGGUUUGAGCAUGAGGUUCUACAACACUCUUAUAGAAGCACUUUGGUGGUUAGGCCAGAAAGAAAGGGCUGCAAGAGUGCUGAAUGAAGCAACAAAAAGGGGGCUAUUCCCUGAACUGUUUCGAAGAAACAAACUUGUGUGGUCUGUGGAUGUUCAUAGGAUGUGGCCUGGUGGUGCAUGCACUGCAAUAUCUGUUUGGCUCAACGAUAUGGAAGAGUUGUUUCAUAAAGGCGAGGAGCUUCCCCAACUGGCUUCUAUUGUAGUCGUACGAGGUCAGACGGAGAAGAGUUCAGUAACUAGGGAUUUGCCAGUUGCUAAGGCUGCAUAUUCUUUUUUAAAGGACACUGUUUCAUCAUCAUUUAGUUUUCCUGGGUGGAAUAAGGGGCGGAUAGUCUGUCAAAGGACUCAGCUCAAACGCACUUUUUCUAGUGCCGAACCAUCCGCAGAAGCUUCAAAAGGUAACAGACUAAUUCCUUUAAGUAACUCUCCCAUUUCUCUUUUGGGAACACAAACAUCCAUGAGUGAUGCAAAAAGAUCAGAAAGUGCGAACGCUGACAGUGAGAGAAGCACCAGACCAGAUCCAGAACUCAUGGCGAGCAGUGUUUGAACAGAUAAAUGAGAUAUUUUAACGUGUUCUGCUUGAUGAGUUUGCAUUGGGUUUUGACCUACUGAAUGAGAACACAAAGUUACCUG
This is a messenger RNA of Solanum stenotomum, 2786 nucleotides long. RefSeq names its product pentatricopeptide repeat-containing protein At1g74850, chloroplastic. The record is from RefSeq and is a predicted model, not a curated record. Bases 118 to 2700 code for a protein of 860 amino acids. The transcript has 4 exons. NCBI's taxonomy places the organism in Eukaryota, Viridiplantae, Streptophyta, Magnoliopsida, Solanales, Solanaceae. Gene Ontology annotation, molecular function: protein binding.